GAUUGUAAAACGGUCAUAAAAUUUACAUGUGAGCAACUUCAAUUUCACCAAAGCAAAUAUUUACAGAUCAAGAUUUUCACUGUCCUGCUGAUACUAUAAAAUGGGGAGACAAGAGGGUUUGAUUUCAGACCAUAUCAUUAUUUGUUUUGAUUUCUACCACUGUCGUUCCCCAUCAUCAUUAUACCUUGUUGUCUAAGCGAGAAACCAACGAAUUCAUGCCUACUUUUCUAACCACCUUUCCUAGUACAUAGUCUUGUUUGUGCCCUUUUCUUGAAUUCUUGUCCGGAUACAGGUUUUGAAUUCUCUGAAAAAAUGCGGUUUCUGAUGUGGGCUGUGCUGAUCGCUGCGUUCUUGAGUUGGGUUUCCUCAGAAUCGGGGGAUGUCCCGUCAGGUGUUUGUUCGAGGGCUGACAGAGCUGCUCUUCUUGGUUUUAAGGCUAGCAUUGUGAAGGACACCACUGGAUUUCUGUCGACGUGGACGGGGGCCGACUGCUGCGGUGGCGGAUGGGAAGGGGUGGAGUGCGGCGGCGUAGGUGGAAGAGUUAACAGAUUGAUUCUGCAGAGGCCGUCCUCGGGUACCGAUGACGCGGUUUACAUGAAGGGGAUUCUGUCUCCUUCUCUUGGGAAUUUGCGGUUCUUGGAGAUAAUGGUGAUAAGUGGGAUGAAACGGAUAGCUGGAAGGAUCCCUGACAGCUUCUCCAAUCUCACACGGCUUACUCAACUUGUUCUUGAUGAUAAUUCCCUGCAAGGGAAUGUCCCUUGGAGUUUAGGACAGUUGAGGAACCUUCAGACAAUCUCAUUGAGUGGGAAUCAUUUGACGGGGCAGGUUCCUGCGGCGUUGGGAGGUUUAAGGAACCUCCUGCAGUUGAAUCUAGGUAAAAAUUUCUUGACAGGUCCAAUCCCACCAGCCAUUGGUAGCCUGAGAGGCUUACAAUCUCUUGAUCUCAGCUUCAAUUCAUUGUCUGGUUCGAUACCGGAUUUUCUUGGGCAGCUCAAGAAUUUGACGUAUCUUGUGCUAAGCAGCAACCGGUUUUCGGGGCAGAUACCGAAUUCUCUGUGCGGUUUGACCCAACUUUCUGAGCUGUCAAUUGAUCAAAAUCAGCUGGUUGGGAGAAUUCCAGCCCAAAUUGGGAAUUUGAAGUUUGUUUCUGUACUGAGGUUGAGUUCUAAUAAGCUGACAGGUCAAAUUCCAGAAGCUAUUUCGCAGUUCCAGAACUUAUGGAACCUUAACUUGUCAAGAAAUCUGCUGACCAACCCUUUGCCGGAUGCAGCAUUUGGGAGGGGCCUUCCCUCUUUGUUGUCAAUCGACCUUUCCUACAAUGGUCUUGAUUUAGGGACAGUUCCUAGUUGGAUCAGGGAUAGAGAACUUUCUGAUGUUCAUUUAGCUGGCUGUAAGCUCCGAGGGGCCCUGCCGAACUUUGCAAGGCCCGACUCAUUGAGCACGUUAGACCUGUCCGACAACUAUUUCACAAAUGGGAUUUCAAAUUUCUUGGAAAACAUGACAAGUUUGCAGAGAGCAAAGAUUUCAAGCAACCUACUUAGUUCUGAUCUCUCCUCAAUCAGAUUACCGGACCAGAUUUCUGUUCUUGAUUUACAUUCAAACCAGCUCUUUGGUUCUCUGUCAGGGAUAUUAAGCAACAAGACGUCUAAAUUCUUGGAGGUCAUCGAUGUAUCCAACAAUAAGAUUUCUGGCAGCAUUCCUGAUUUUGAUGUUGGAUUGAACUUAAAAGUGCUGAACGUAGGAAGUAACAAGAUUGCAGGACAUAUUCCGAUUUCUGUUUCAAACCUAGCAAAGCUGGAAAGAUUCGACAUUUCAAGAAACCAGAUAACGGGCACAAUCCCAACCAGUCUGGGUUCAUUGCUUAAGUUGCAAUGGCUGGACUUGUCAAUCAACGGGCUUACAGGAAAAAUCCCCAAUAGUUUGCUGGGAAUUGAAGCACUAAGACAUGCAAGCUUUAGGGCAAACAGAUUAUGUGGAGAGAUCCCCCAAAGAAGACCAUUUAACAUCUUUCCUACAGCUGCAUAUGCUCACAACUUGUGCUUGUGUGGCAAACCGUUGCCGCCUUGCAAGGGGAAAGACAACAAAAAGAUGAGCCAGUAAUAUGCUGACUCUAUGCUCAUGCCAUAUGAGCAUUGUCACACUGGAAGUUGGAUUAUCUUAUCCUUGUAAGAUUAGGCAACAUGUUUUUUACAAUUUUUAACUUGUACAACACUUUGCUAACUUCAUUAGCCACCAUCACGUGGAUUCAAAUGAAGAAACCUCAUUCAUACAGGCUACCUAAUUGCAGUGCUUCAUAGCAUUCUUGAAUCAAGGACCUUGUCUCAGAACUA
Molecule: messenger RNA, 2330 nt
Organism: Sesamum indicum (sesame)
Lineage: Eukaryota; Viridiplantae; Streptophyta; Magnoliopsida; Lamiales; Pedaliaceae
Product: Leucine-rich repeat (LRR) family protein
Molecular function (GO): protein binding
Source: RefSeq, a predicted model, not a curated record